Molecule: messenger RNA, 291 nt
Organism: Gryllus bimaculatus (two-spotted cricket)
Lineage: Eukaryota; Metazoa; Arthropoda; Insecta; Orthoptera; Gryllidae
Source: the annotation of a GenBank genome assembly
AUGGUGGAGGCGGCGCAGCUGGUGCUGAGGGUGGUGGUGGCGCUGCCAAUGGUGGUGGCCGUGGGGGUUGUGACGAUCGCUCUGGUGACGAUGGUGAUCUCGCUGAUGCUGGUGUCGCUGGCGGCGCUGAUGGCGCUGGGGAUGGCGGUGGCGGUGGCGGCGGCGGUGCUGGUGGCCACCACGGAGGGGGCGGCGCUGUUGAUGAAGGCGGUGAGCCCACCGGCGGCGCAGUUGGCGGAGGAGACGGCGGACGCUGAGGUGACGGUGAUGGGCGCGCUGACGGGGGCGUAG